Molecule: messenger RNA, 1355 nt
Organism: Naegleria gruberi
Lineage: Eukaryota; Heterolobosea; Eutetramitea; Acrasida; Naegleriidae
Exons: 2
Coding region: 246-1001 (251 amino acids)
Source: RefSeq, a predicted model, not a curated record
UUUAGUUUACUUUCCAUUAAGGUUUCUCUCUUGUCAACUGCUCAUAAUCAUUUUAAUUUCUGGCCAAACUGAAUAACAUAUGAUAAGAAUGAUUUCAAUAUUUUCUUUCCAUCUUCUAGAAAGUAUCCAAAUAAUACUUUUCCCUUCUUUGUCAACUAACUUUUCAAAACAUUGUAAAAAAAGAUUCUUGUAAAAAAACAUUUCAACGCUCAAUUCUGUUAGUAAAAACAAACAAAAAACGAAACAUGUGUUGGUCUCUCAGAGCUUCCUUGUUCUUUUCCAUCCUAGGAGGAUUGAUGACUUUGGAUCAGAUUCGAAGAACACUUGCUAUUCGAAAGGAGUGGAGAGCACGGAGUAUAUCUCAAGUAUUAAUGUACCUGUCGUAUACCUUGAUGGAAUUCCUACAAUUUCUACAGUAUUGGUUUGGAAUUGAAGGAACGUGUGGCACCACUUCAAAUAUUUUCCUGUCAAUUGUGGCUCACUUUCUAAUUUGGACUCAACCACUGGCACACAAUUAUUGGUGUUUAAGGAAUACAGCGAAGGGAAGAAGUACUUUCAGAUAUGCUUUGUUUUGCUCCUUCUCCACCCUAAUUCUGGCAAGUAUCAGUUUGGCAAUGGGUUAUUUUCAAGUUGGUGGAUUUGGUGUUGGAAUUGAAAAUGACAAUCUGGAAGGUGUUCCAGGAAAUGUUUUGGGAAUUGAAAUUCAAAAUGUGAAUACCAAAUUGUGUUCAAUGCAAGGACCUAAUCAUUUAUAUUGGAUGUUUCCCUAUCAUCCAAUAUGGGGACAUGGCAUUUCGUGGUUUACUUGGUUGAUGGUUGCUGCAUUUCCUCAUUUCUUUAGAUAUUCAGUUAAGGAUAAUGAUUUCUUUGGAAAGAGUUGGGUGAUGGGAAGUGUUGUCGUUGGUGGAUGGUUAGUUGCCUUGGCAGUCACUUUGACAAUUGGCAAUUUCCAUGAGACACCUUCUUAUUGGUGCCUUAUUUCAGUUCCAUGUUUGGUGUAGCCCUAUGUGUCUGCAUUCUUCAAUCCUAAACGAUUCAUUGUUCGAGAGGAAUUGUAUGUCAAAAUGCCAAAGUCUUCAUCUUCUGAAUAUGAUUCAAAGAAAGUUGCCUAAUUUAUGAGAAUGGAUGAGAAUGGAUGGAUUGAAAGCAUUUCAUCUCAUUGAGAAUGAGUAUUGACAAUAAUAGUAGAAUCAUUCAAUGUCGAUUUGAAACUAUUUCAAAUAAAUUUCGUUAUUGCAAUCUGCCACAUUUUUUAAGUGUUUGGUGACAAAUGUUGGUCAGUUUGUUAUUUUCCAUUUUUGAGGUGUCACGCCGAUUUCUUGAAUGAAAGAUUUCUCUUGUUGAACGUGAUUUCC